This is a messenger RNA of Orbicella faveolata, 1792 nucleotides long. Its product is annotated as snurportin-1-like. The record is from RefSeq and is a predicted model, not a curated record. NCBI's taxonomy places the organism in Eukaryota, Metazoa, Cnidaria, Anthozoa, Scleractinia, Merulinidae. Gene Ontology annotation, cellular component: cytoplasm; nucleus. Gene Ontology annotation, biological process: snRNA import into nucleus.
GCACCUAGACAGGAAGAGCCGUUCAGUAUGCACGUGUGGGAGAAUUUAUUUUUUAUGAUUGGCCCGGGAAAGCAUUUCCUGUGAUAUUUGCGUCGAUUCUGAAAGGAGGGGAUCGUUCUUUAUUGUUUUAAAUAAGAUGGAAGGUCUUUCAGAAUCUUUCGCAGCUCAAUUUACGGUUUCUUCGGAACCAAACGACACUGCAGCUCCACAUCCGAGGAUGGCACAGUAUAAAACAAAACCCAGCAAUACUCCAGAUCAGUUUCUACGGAGACAAAGGAUGUUGGAGGGGCAGAAAAAACGCAGACGAGACUUUGUGAACUAUGCAAGGAAACUGGUUGAGGGAUCCUUAGAAGUGGAUGAUAUUGAGACAGAGGAGAUGGAAUUUGUAGAGGAACAUGACAAAGAUCACAGGAGAGGUUACAAGAAGAAGUUCAACCCUUAUGCAUAUCAGCUUAUGUUAUCAGAGUGGCUUGUUGAUGUUCCUGAUGAUUUAGUUCAAGAGUGGUUCAUGGUUGUUUGUCCAAUGGGCAGGAGAAAUCUUGUUAUUGCUGCAAAUGGGUUUACUGCUGCUUAUACUAAGAGUGGCUACAGAGUGAACAAGUUUUCCUCAUUACUCCCAGGGGGAAGCCCAAAGACUCUUAAACCAGGAGAUCACACCAUUCUGGAUUGCAUCUUCAAUGAAGUAACAAAUACAUUUUAUGUGUUGGAUGUCAUGUCUUGGAGAGGUCACCCAGUGUAUGACAGUGAGACAGAUUUUAGGUUUUACUGGCUACAGACAAAGCUUCAAGAAGAACCAUUAGUUACACAAGUGUCCACUCAAAACCCAUACAGGUUUGUCAGUCUGCCUCAUUGUCCCUGUGAUGACACGUCCAUUCAACAAGCCUUGUCCGGUGCUUCUUCAGCAUCUGAGGUCGAUGGCCUGCUGUUCUUCCACAAAAGAACGCAUUAUACAUGUGGACGAACACCGCUUGUCGGCUGGCUGAAACCGCACAUGCUUCCCGAAAUUCUAGGCGUCUCUGUACCUGAAGCAUACCUAGAAAAGGCUCCGCCAGUUAAUAAACUUACACUUCUCAAGUCAAACAGAGAUUUGCGAGAGGGCGACGAAGAAAAAAGGAAUGCUACUGAGAAGUGUGUCUUGGAGGAGAAAAUGGACACUCAAUCUACUCAGAAAACAAAAGGAAGGCAGAGAAGAAAAAAUGGUAGAGAAAAUGCAACGAGAAUGGAAGUGGAGGAAGAUUCAACAGACAAGAAAGGGUUUGAGGAUGAAGCAGUGGAUUGCAGCGUAAAAAUGGAAGUUUCACAAAACAUCACUCGGUCGCGAGGCAGAAGGAAAAAGGAGCACCAUCAUUUGGACACUAGUCAAACCAACGAAAAUUAAUACUGUGAAGUGUUGAUCAAGACUUAAGUGGGGGCAAAAGUUAUAUUUUUGGAAAUAGAACCUGUUAUAUUUGACAGUCAACUGAAUUGUUCAUGCCCUGCAAAUGGACUGAUAUAGCUUUGGAAAACAAAGCCACUUCCUGGCAAAUUCUACUGGCGUGUUCGGGAGAGAACGGACAUCUUUCACGAUGACUCGUACACUGUAAAUUAAAGUAUUGAUCAAACGGUAAUAGUUUGAUUUACCAGACGUAUUACAGGCGUAAACGAUGAGAUGAAGUUAGUCACAGCUGAUUUUAUUGCGUUUCAUGUUUUUAUUGCGUGGUUCAAAUCAACCGGGUCUGUUUUCUGAAGUUGUACCCUGACCUAGCCCGAAUUUUACUUGUUAUCUGAUUAAAAGAAAAAAGUAAAUACGUGA